Osmia lignaria (orchard mason bee) is the source of this 3055-nucleotide messenger RNA. It is a transcript of the gene INTS7, whose product is annotated as Integrator complex subunit 7. The record is from RefSeq and is a predicted model, not a curated record. Gene Ontology annotation, cellular component: integrator complex. Lineage: Eukaryota; Metazoa; Arthropoda; Insecta; Hymenoptera; Megachilidae. Gene Ontology annotation, biological process: snRNA 3'-end processing.
GAUUUGUAGUCACUGCUAUGAAUAUAUUUAUUUCUUCUUCUUAUGAAGGAUUACUUUUCUUUAAUUUAAUGAAUUUAUUGUAAAGAUCAAAAUGAUUGGAAUGCGAAUGAAUGCAUUUAACGAUACUGGGCUCGGUGAACCGGAGCAAGAUGCAAAUACGGCACUCAUAGAAUUAGAUAAAGGUUUACGAUCGACAAAGAUCGGUGAACAGUGUGAAGCCAUAGUGAGAUUCCCACGAUUAUUUGAAAAAUAUCCCUUUCCUAUACUCAUCAAUUCUUCUCUAUUAAAAUUAGCAGAGGUUUUUCGUACCGGUAGCAAUUUUUUACGUGUUUGGGUCCUUAGAGUAUGUCAACAAAGUGAAAAGCAUUUAGAUAAAAUUUUAAAUGUUGAUGAAUUUGUUAGACGUAUUUACAGUGUGAUACAUUCCAAUGAUCCAGUUGCUAGAGCUUUAACAUUACGUACAUUGGGUAGUGUAGCUGGUAUUAUACCAGAAAGACAACAGGUUCAUCAUAGUAUAAGAAGAUCAUUAGAUUCUCAUGAUUCAGUUGAAGUUGAAGCUGCAAUAUAUGCUGCACAAAUGUUUGCUGCACAGUCAAAGCUCUUUGCUGUUUCUAUGUGUAGCAAAAUAUCUGAUAUGAUUAGGGGUCAAGCAACACCUGCAUCAAUGAAGUUACAACUUAUCCCUAUUUUACAAUACAUGCAUCAUGAUACUUAUACAGCUUCAAUGGUAAAUAAAUUAUGUAUGGAGCUUCUUGGUAGCUAUCCAGCAGUGGAAUUUGUUAGAGUAACAUUAAGUGCUUUAAGCACACUAGCUUCUGCAACAUUAAUUGAUAUUCCACAACAAGUUGUGCUUUUGUUACGUUAUUUGCAAGAUGAUCCAAGAUUAACAAUAAAACGCCAUGCUUUACAUUUGUUACAUUCUUUAGCUAGGAGAGGGGCUCAUUUAUGGCCACAAGGUGCUCUUGAUAAUCUAAUAGAGAGUACUACAACACUUCUACAAGAUGGUGCUGGAAAUAAAGAUCUCCUUAUUCGAACGUUAGAUGUGAUCGAGGUACUUAGUCAAAGCGCGGUAACAUGUGAUGCAAACAAGGAAGAAGGAAAUUCUCUGUUAUCCUUAUGUCUAAAUGCUUGUUAUUCUCCUGACCCUUUUAUCGCAGUAAAAGCGAUUACUAUAUUAGCUAGAGUUGCGUGUUACUGCUAUGAAGAAGGUUUACCAGCAUAUGGGAUACAAGAUGUUGUGUCUUGUCUUGAAUCUUUAAUUGUACUACUAGCUUUAGAUGAUAAAUAUUUACGUCAAUUAAAAGUCUGUUUGCGCUCGACGGUAAAAUUGUGUCGAGCACAGCCUAGUCAUUGUUCAGUAUUUGUCGAUGCAAUUGGCAGUACACUGUUUAACACAAACAUAGAAAGUACUCAAAGUGAGAAACAAGCAGUUGCUUUAUGUGAAGCUCUAGGUGCUAUUGGAAGCUUAGAAGAAAAUACAUUGCUCUCGCUUUUACCAGAUAUAUUGGCAAAGCUUAGACAGACUGUACAUGUACACUCGAAGGUGAUGUUAUGUACACUAUUAUUUCAAAUGGUAGCAGGAGGCUAUGAAUGGAAUACAGAAUGUUUGGAAGCAGUAGAAGAAGUUAUUAAAAAUGUUGAUGGUUGGGCCAAAUAUAGAAUCGCGCGAAGUGCUGCGAGAUACGGUCACCAUACAAUAGCAACGCAAAUAUUUAGGAAUUUGAAGGAAACAGUAGCGUCUGAACAAUUACAUUUUUGGAUAUCUGGUUUGGAACUAGUCACCAAAGCUGAGAGUUGUCUUAUGGAUAAAACAGAGGAAGCAGAAAGCAAAGCAAGGGUGCAAACGGUGGAAAAGUUAAAUGGAGCUAUUGCAUGUUACGCGAGCGCGUGUGCAUCAUUAAAAGCAGCUAGUACCCCUUUGAGAAGCUUACAGUUUGCUAGCGAGUACUCAAAACUUCGUUGUGAAUUCCUUCAAGCUAUUAUACAACUUUUACAUUCAUGCAGAUCUCUGUGUACGGCUCCACCACCUGCUAUUACAAUUACAGUAAUUCUUGCGACGAAAGAUGAUCUCCAACGAUAUGGACGUGUUACUAAUCAAUUGAGAAAAUCGGCUCAAGAAUUGAGGAACUGUGCGGAUAACUAUCAGAAGCUUUAUCAAUCAGCUUUUGACGCCGACCCCGGUUCAUUGGCAAACAUAAGAGCAUUGCAGGAAAUUUGUCGCUUGUUAGCAAACAGCGUUGAACGAGUUUGUGGGGGAACGGGAAUUCGUACAUAUCAUCAAAGCGAGGUUAAUUUUGAUUUCGGCGAUACCGUAGAAAUGCGUCAAUUAGCACGCUGCUGUACUGAAUUACGCCGUCUCGCGCCUACCUAUAUAGGGGAAAAUAAAGCAUCGGCCCUCAGUCACUCAAGAAUAAACUGUUUAGUGUCACAAGUGAUGUUAUUAGCGGGAUCAAAAAUGAGAUUACCAAUGCCCCGAUAUUACUUCCAGGCAUUACAAGCGACUAGUGUUAAAUUAUCGGUUUCACCACAGCCACGGGUACUCGGUGAACCAGUAUCCGUACCCCAAGGUAGCCAACUAGCGCUAAAAGUCGAAGGAGUACUACGGCACGGCCGGCGCGCGUCUCUAUAUCGCUCCGUCGCUGCUGUCUGUAUUUCUAUUUCCACCACUCCUCCUUCAAAAAUCAAUUCAGAUCAAAAGGAUUCUAAUACCAACGAAUUACAACAAACCGUCACGCCACACCGUGAUUUCUUCGCCUGUGAAUUUUUACUUUCAUUGGGAAGCCCGGGAACAAAUGCAACUGCAUGUGCAAGUAACACCACAAAUGUAAAUAACAAUAUGAAUGCCGGUGGUGGACAGUAUCAAGUUACAGCAAGUGCAAGUAUACUUGACAAGGAUGGUAAUGUGUGGAAAUGUGGACCACGUUCUACGCUUCAAGUUAGGGUACACGAAGAGCCUGCUAAAAGGAAAUUACCAUAACAAAGUCUGCCUAUAGUUUUUAUACUACGUUAUUUGUAUCCAAUCAAAUUUUAUAGAAUAAAAAUUUCUCUUCUUUUA